This is a messenger RNA of Sodiomyces alkalinus F11, 300 nucleotides long. Its product is annotated as HMG box-containing protein. The record is from RefSeq and is a predicted model, not a curated record. Lineage: Eukaryota; Fungi; Ascomycota; Sordariomycetes; Glomerellales; Plectosphaerellaceae. The transcript is spliced from 4 exons. The coding region runs from base 1 to 300 and encodes 99 amino acids.
AUGCCCAAGGCUGCGACCAAGCGAGGCACCGUUCAGAAGAAGCGGGCCAAGAAGGACCCCAAUGCCCCCAAGCGUGGUCUGUCCGCAUAUAUGUUCUUCGCCAACGAGCAGCGUGAGAACGUACGCGAGGAGAACCCCGGCAUCAGCUUUGGCCAAGUUGGCAAGCUACUCGGUGAGAGAUGGAAGGCCCUGAACGAGAAGCAGAGGGCUCCGUACGAAGCCAAGGCGGCUGCCGACAAGAAGCGCUACGAAGAUGAGAAGCAGGCAUACAACGCCGAGGCCGAAGAGGAGUCCUCGUAG